UACGUCACUUCCGCUCCCGCCGUGGCGCCCUGGCUGCGUUCUGCCGAGGAAAGGACCCCCGGGGGUGCGGCCCGGCGCUAGCCUCGCAGGAUGUCGUACAUGCUGCCGCACUUGCACAAUGGCUGGCAGGUGGACCAGGCCAUCCUCUCGGAGGAGGACCGAGUCGUGGUCAUCCGCUUCGGGCACGACUGGGACCCGACCUGCAUGAAAAUGGAUGAAGUCCUGUACAGCAUCGCCGAGAAGGUGAAGAACUUCGCGGUCAUUUACCUGGUGGACAUCACGGAGGUGCCAGACUUCAACAAGAUGUAUGAGCUCUACGACCCCUGCACUGUGAUGUUCUUCUUCAGGAACAAGCACAUCAUGAUAGAUCUGGGCACAGGCAACAACAACAAGAUCAACUGGGCCAUGGAGGACAAGCAGGAGAUGAUUGACAUCAUAGAGACUGUGUACAGAGGAGCCCGCAAGGGCCGGGGCCUGGUGGUGUCACCCAAGGACUACUCCACCAAGUACAGAUACUGACCCUGCCCCCUCCUGCCCCCAGCCCUGCUCCCCUUGCUCUGUAAAUACCUCUAUUAAAAGGGAAGCUCCUCAGGCCCCAGCCUGCUCUGGGUUGUUCAGCAAGUCUGCAGGGCACUUGGCAAAGCAGAAGAUACCCAGCCUGGGGCUGCCUGGCUGCUGCACUUUGGGAGGGUGUUGCUCAGGGACUUUGUGCUGUCCUUGUGUGGACUUCUGCAGACAGGAAACAAGAUUUCAGCUGCUCCUGGCUGGGUUUGGUGACACAAACACCUGGGGAAACUCCACUGCCACUUCUGUGAAAGAAUCAGGAGUGCUCCACUCACCCACCCCAGACCCCUGCAGGUGA
Molecule: messenger RNA, 862 nt
Organism: Dryobates pubescens (Downy woodpecker)
Lineage: Eukaryota; Metazoa; Chordata; Aves; Piciformes; Picidae
Gene: TXNL4A
Product: thioredoxin like 4A
Exons: 4
Coding region: 91-519 (142 amino acids)
Biological process (GO): mRNA splicing, via spliceosome
Cellular component (GO): spliceosomal complex; U4/U6 x U5 tri-snRNP complex; U5 snRNP
Source: RefSeq, a predicted model, not a curated record